This is a messenger RNA of Eurypyga helias (sunbittern), 602 nucleotides long. RefSeq names its product sialic acid binding Ig-like lectin 15 (gene SIGLEC15). NCBI's taxonomy places the organism in Eukaryota, Metazoa, Chordata, Aves, Eurypygiformes, Eurypygidae. Gene Ontology annotation, cellular component: plasma membrane. The annotation marks the transcript as partial. The transcript is spliced from 3 exons. Gene Ontology annotation, biological process: regulation of osteoclast development; regulation of actin cytoskeleton organization; regulation of bone resorption. The record is from RefSeq and is a predicted model, not a curated record.
CUGCCCCCAGGAUCAUCAACAUCACCGUCAGCUCCAACGGGGAUCGCACCUUCCAGGCACGCUGCACGGCCGAGGGGGAGCCAGCGCCUGACCUGACCUGGACCGGACCACCCUACAGCAACCUCACCUCCGUCACCAGCAUGAACCACCGCGUCACCAAGGAGCUCCGGUACCUGACCCACGAUGGAAAAUACACCUGCACCGCUGUCAAUAGCCACGGGAGAGCAGAGGGGGCUGUGUACUUCUAUAAAUUCAAAGCCUCCAACAGCUCCUUCCUCCUGAUCCUGAUAUUUGUGCCGCUGGGAAUUAAAGUGCUCGUCUUGCUAGUGAUACUGAGCUUCACUGUUUCCUCGAGAGGAGGCCACAGCCGCAAGACUCCACCUAUGAGAACUUUGACCGCAGGCAGGCCGACGGCCAGACUUUGCCGACAGAAAGAGCCUCCAGACGCAGCUGAGGACCCGGGCGGCCUCACCCGCACGGUGCGAAUUCCCGUCUGCUCCGUGCUAGGGUGCCUUUUCCCAGGGAACACAAGACUGACGUUGACUGACGGACAGAAGGUCAAACAGGGCCUGAGGGCAGAAAAUCCAUCUGUGAACACCUGA